AUGUUGAUCAGUUACGUGAUUCUUAUUGCUUCCCAUUUGAAAUGGGCAUGCAACUUCCUGCUUUACCACUCUUUCUCCAAGCAAUAUUCGCAGCAGGAGAUGGCAGAGAUGGGCGAAGAACUAAGCAUAGAACGGUACAAGUGCAGAGAAGAAGAAACGGAGUGCCCUGUGUGCCUAUGCGUGAUCGAGGAAGGAGAAGAGAUUAGGGAGCUGAGAUGUGAGCAUCUUUUUCAUAGAGAUUGUUUGGACAGAUGGGUUGGGUACAGGCACGUAAACUGCCCCCUUUGCCGUGGUUCCCUAUUUCCAUGCACAACUGUGCAGGGUGAUCACGAGAAUUACGUGGAAGUGCUGUUUUUCAAAUAUUCUUCUUUCACUUCUUCUUCUCGUCACCACCGCGACACAUGGUGGCUACGCUAA
Messenger RNA from Corylus avellana, 417 nucleotides. RefSeq names its product E3 ubiquitin-protein ligase RHA2B-like. NCBI's taxonomy places the organism in Eukaryota, Viridiplantae, Streptophyta, Magnoliopsida, Fagales, Betulaceae. The record is from RefSeq and is a predicted model, not a curated record.